This is a messenger RNA of Vanrija pseudolonga, 964 nucleotides long. RefSeq names its product Dolichyl-diphosphooligosaccharide--protein glycosyltransferase subunit 2 (gene ostd-1). The record is from RefSeq and is a predicted model, not a curated record. Lineage: Eukaryota; Fungi; Basidiomycota; Tremellomycetes; Trichosporonales; Trichosporonaceae. The transcript is spliced from 5 exons. Gene Ontology annotation, biological process: protein N-linked glycosylation. The coding region runs from base 36 to 905 and encodes 289 amino acids. Gene Ontology annotation, cellular component: membrane; oligosaccharyltransferase complex.
CUCCAACAACACCGCAUCACCACCACCACACAACCAUGCGCGGAAUCAGGAGAGCACUGGCCGCGGCUCUUGUCGCGGCGUCGGCCGUCACUGCCGCGUCGUCUUCGCUGGCGAUCAAGGGCGGCAAGGCGGUGGUUUCGCUCGGCGGCGUGAGCGACGACGCGCUGGUCUUCACCAAGACCUCGGGCUGGACCACCCCCCUCGCGCUCCCCUCGGCCGCGACGCUCAAGCUCGCGUUCAGCAUCGUCGACUCGGACUCGGGCGAGGGCGUCGUGCCCAAGGCUGCGUUCGUCGCCCUCUCGGACGACAGCGGCGAGGAGGUCGUGCUCCAGGUCGGCGUCAAGGCGAAUGGCAAGGCGACGUACUUUUUGGAUACCGCCAAGCCCCCUCUCGGCCUCGCCGUGACCUCUGGCGCGCUCAACGCCCGCCUCCUCCUCUCCGACGGUGACGCCCGCAAGCCCCUCUCCUUCCCUCUCGGCGUGCUCGAGCUCCCCGGCUCUGGCGAGCCCGCGCGCAAGCGCCACUCGCUGCCCCCUCGUGCUGGCGAGCCAGCGUUCGCCGAGCAGGGAUACCUCUUCCACACGUUCAAGGAGGAGGAGCGCGAGAUUGCCUUUGUUAAGUCUGUCACUGGUGUCGUGGGGGUACUUGCGCCUUGGGCACUCCUUGUUCUCUUGAUCAACAACGUUGCCCCCAACCUCCAGUUCCAGACGCCCCCUACGGCCAUGUACGCCUUCCUCGCCUGCCUUGUCGGUCUCGAGGGCCUGAUUCUGCGCUACUGGAUCGGAUGGCGCCUGUACCAGCUCCUUCCCCCCUUCCUCGCCCUCGCCGCUGUCACGGCCUACGUCGGCACAGUGGCGCUCCGCGCUGCCCGCGCUCAGCGCCUCAAGGCCGGCGGCGCGCCUUGAGCGCGAGCGCUGCUGCGUCAUAGACCUCGGUGUGAAGAAGUAGAAGUAGCAAAAUGCAC